CCGGAUGUGUCGUUUAAAAGAUCCACGUGUUGACAGUGAGUUGGCGGCAUGCCCGAAUUCAAAUGCCAUUUGCGUGUACACAAUCCGUUAGGUUGCCAUACUGCGGCGGCGACGGCGGCGAUGCUCCAGCGUCAACGUGGGAAUCCCAAGUGCAUCCAGUGGCGAGACCCGUCCGGCGAGGCAUCGGCUCCCCUUCGCUUUCAUUCCAUCGGAUGGUCCUUGGCCGAGUCUCCGCCAGGGUGGUCGACGGUGCUAGCUCCAGCCAUGAGUCACGACCACCACAUGACAUUCUUGCACGUUGGCGCGUUCAGUGGCUCGUGGCUCCAAGAUCAGCUACCAGCUAUAUUCGAUGCGCUACUUACCGGACGACGGGGGUUGCUUACGCUAUCGUACUACAAUGUCGUGGGAAAUAGCGGUAUCCGGGAUCACUUUUCAUCGCUGGACGCGGUGUCGCUACCCGAGGAGUGUUAUAUAGAGCCCACGUCGACUCCAGCCAACAAACUCCACAUUCCCAUCACGACGCCAUUGAAUUGGCGACCUCUUGUACAGCUUAUGCAACACAGCCCAGUGGACCCCGAGGACCACCUCGUGCUGCAAGUCACAUUCGAUGGCACGGCGACCGCUACAAUCUGUUCGGUUGCGACGAUGCUACAUCCGUCCACGGGGGUGUGCUAUCCGUGGUACACCGGCCAGCUCCGUCCCACUUCGUCUCCCGCACCAUCGUCGUCAUUGAUGUCGGCAGUGUACCCGUACAUCCACCGCGCUGCCGCCGUGAUCGUGUGGACUGUCGUGGACUGCAGCCACCCCCCUAACGUUGUUCGCAACGCCCUACUCGCCACGUUCAAACUCAAAAAGUGGCUCAAAUCAACGGCCUCUGCUGCUUGUGUGUCGAUGAAUGUAUCCAAAUGCGCUGAAGCCAGCGCAGCCCUCUCGCUGGCAAAUCGACGAGAGUUGGAAGCCCAAGUCAAAGCGUUGGCCGAAGAGAAGGCCGCGGCCGACGCCGCGACGGCGCAAGUGACCCAGAAAUUGCUUCGCGUGCAGGCCCAAUGCGACCAAUUGCAACGAACGCUCUCAGCAACACAGGACGAACUCCACGUCAGUUGUACAUUGUGACAUCAUACUUUAGUAAGUCUGUGAUUAACGUAGAAGCGCAACGCAAAACUGGCGGCGAUGGCCGCGGACACGUCGCGCCGGCUCGUGGAGCAAGACAUCGUCCAAGCAGCUAUGAUCGAGGAAAACGACUUGCUGGCAAGGCAAGUGCAAAAUCAAGUUGUACGAACCGACCACGUAACCAAUGAAUUGUGGGCCCAAGGCAGUUUCAAACGCAAGUGGCUGCAAGCGGAAGCCACGUGUCGAGUCCUGCGCAAACAACUGGCAGUUGCCAAGCAACUUCAAUAACGUCCCCGCUUGGUUACAUACAUCUCUUCCUUUUUGUGUACUGUACUAGUAGGAAUAAGUCGCCAAGCAACUUCAAUACACCCUACAUCACUAUUACCAAA
This is a messenger RNA of Aphanomyces astaci, 1499 nucleotides long. RefSeq lists its product as hypothetical. The transcript has 6 exons. The coding region runs from base 49 to 1113 and encodes 354 amino acids. Lineage: Eukaryota; Oomycota; Saprolegniomycetes; Saprolegniales; Verrucalvaceae. The record is from RefSeq and is a predicted model, not a curated record.